This is a messenger RNA of Chelonoidis abingdonii (Abingdon island giant tortoise), 1200 nucleotides long. NCBI's taxonomy places the organism in Eukaryota, Metazoa, Chordata, Testudines, Testudinidae. The record is from RefSeq and is a predicted model, not a curated record.
UCGCGCCCGACCAGUAUGUAGGGCGCGCGCGCGCACUCCGGCAGCCUUCAUCACGCCAACCCGUCCAGGCACCAGAAAUCCGUUAAUGUGCAGUGAGGGAUGCCUCUGCCCUAGGGAUGCCUGACUCAUUCUAGGAAGAGGAGCUGUGAAUGAGGUUAAGGGACAAAUGGCAGCCUCCUCUUCAUCCUCUUCAGCUGGUGGAGUCAGUGGAAGCUCUGUAACUGGAUCUGGGUUCAGUGUCUCGGAACUUGCCCCACCACGGAAAGCCCUCUUUACAUACCCCAAAGGAGCUGGAGAAAUGUUAGAAGAUGGCUCCGAAAGAUUCCUUUGUGAAUCCGUUUUCAGCUAUCAGGUUGCCUCUACAUUAAAGCAAGUGAAACAUGAUCAACAGGUUGCUCGGAUGGAAAAACUAGCUGGUUUAGUGGAAGAACUGGAAGCAGAUGAGUGGAGGUACAAGCCAAUAGAACAGUUGCUGGGGUUCACUCCAUCCUGAGGCUGAAAGCUUUGGGAUCACUGGUGUUGAAAGACAACACAAAUAUACAACACUUGGGAUUGAUUUUUAAAUAUGCUGCCAUUUAUCAGUGUGUUCCCAGGUGUAUCAUGUUUUUUUAAACCCACACCAGGUGGCUCUGUAAUUGCAACUUACUGGAUACUACCACAGAACUGUAAAUCCUUUUAGUCUUCUGCAGGGUAGACAUUUGGUAAUAAUUCAGCAGGGCCUGGUUUCUGUAACUUAUGAAAUACAGUAAGUUUUAAAGGCUUGGCGAAUAGCCUGUUUGUUUAAAGGAGAAGGGAAGGUUAUUGUAAAAAACCCGAUCAUUUAUACUCACAAUGGAAUGUACGUGCCUGAACUGGCCAGGUAAUAUCAAUCAUUCAGGACCUGGAUACCUUUGAGUCCAAAUCCUGGAGGGAAAAAGCACAAGGCACUGAAUGGAAAGAAGAUUCUUUUUGAAGGUGAAUGUGAUAAACUGUGCAGGGUCAACUGAAGAGAAAAAUGUUAAGCAAUUUCUAUAUUUAGAUCUCCUUGUUUUUGCUGAGUCUUUUCUCUCUGCUGGCAUGUUUCUUUUUUGACUGUACACAGAAUAUGAGAAGGGAACUGCAGUUUAAUGCAGAGGCAGUGACUCAAGACACUGAAAUCUGCUCUCACUUUACCAUAAUGUACAAAACUGUUCAAUGGCCAAUAAAUUUCAAGAGUUUGAA